This is a messenger RNA of Trichoderma harzianum CBS 226.95, 354 nucleotides long. RefSeq lists its product as hypothetical. NCBI's taxonomy places the organism in Eukaryota, Fungi, Ascomycota, Sordariomycetes, Hypocreales, Hypocreaceae. The record is from RefSeq and is a predicted model, not a curated record. Bases 1 to 354 code for a protein of 117 amino acids. The transcript has a single exon.
AUGCAUAUACAAGUACAAAUUCCAACAUCAGCACAGAGCCCAAACGCCAACACAUAUACUGGUACAGAUAAAGAUACAGCAAAAAUACACAUCUCCGGUUACCUUGGACUAUACCUCACCGAACUGGUCUCAGCCGUCAUCGUCGGAACCCCCCUUUGGGAAUCUUCUAUUUCGAACCUCGAAAAGCAGCAAGAUCUACCAUCCGAGCAACAGGCCCCCUUGUCGCUCGAGAAGCAGCACCCAUUCGUAUCGGAACAGCAGCACCCUUCACGGUCGCUGCAGAAGAACCCCCCGCGAUCCCCCCAGCAGCACCCGUCGCGAUCAGAGCACACGACGCCGCCGCGGCUCGAGUAG